This is a messenger RNA of Magnusiomyces paraingens, 735 nucleotides long. RefSeq lists its product as uncharacterized. Lineage: Eukaryota; Fungi; Ascomycota; Dipodascomycetes; Dipodascales; Dipodascaceae. Gene Ontology annotation, molecular function: protein phosphatase inhibitor activity. The transcript has a single exon. The coding region runs from base 1 to 735 and encodes 244 amino acids. The record is from RefSeq and is a predicted model, not a curated record. Gene Ontology annotation, biological process: regulation of signal transduction.
AUGACCGAUCAAACAAAACCAAGGGGGAUUCUCAGAAACAGAACAGAACACCCAAACAUUUUGCCCGGGGCCGAAACACCCGAUAACGCCGUGAUUGAGAGUGGUGACGCCCCAAAGUUUGACCGACACGCGGUACUUCUCAACACAAAAGCAAAUGCCCAGAUUCACGCGGUCGGGAAUGCCAUCAUCAAGAAGCACCAAAACGAACUUGCAGAAGAGCUCACCAAAAAGGGGAAGCCUGUACCCGCAUCUCUGAAUGCCACCACCGCUCCAACAGAUGCAACUGCUGGGUCUGCAAUUGCAGGUUCCACUGAAAAUGGCGAGGAUGGACACUUACCAGAACACUUGAAGUGGGAUGAGGUUAAUCUGUAUUUGACGGAGCAAGAGAAGAAUGCAACAAUGAAGAUCACGGAGCCAAAGACACCAUACCAGAGCCAUGCCGGAUCGACCGAGUAUUAUAAGGAAGAUGAUGAUGAUCUUUUGGACGGAGAGGAAGGUUUAAUUUUGGGAGAGCCUGAGCUGCCUGUGCAAAGCGAUGCGACUAUAGAAAAUGACCGAAUUGUCAAGGACGAGUCUGUGGUGAAUGAGCCUGAAGAAGAAGAGGAAGAAGAGACUCCAGAAGAGAAACACAAGCGAUUUGAAGAGCUUCGUAAAAAGCAUUACUUUAUGAAGGGGGCAGUUCUGCAUCAUCCCAAUGCUGCUGAUGAAGAAGACAAAGAUGAUGACGACAACUAA